AUAAAGGAGAGUAUGAUGUUGGGGUCUGCCUUCUUUUAAAGGUAGAGUAGCAGGGAAAAGGAAAGAGUAAAAAGAAAGAGGGGAAAAUUAGAAGAAGAAGAAGAAGAAGAAGAAGAAGAAGAAGAAGAGAUCGUCUUUUUUAAAAAAAAAAAUCAGUUCUAAAUAUCACCUUGUAAUUUCGAGUAGUUAUAAUAUCAGAUAAUGGAAGAACAUCUCAGUCCAUUGGCAGUUACUCAUCUUCUUCAACACACUCUGCGUAGUUUAUGCAUUCAUGAAAACUCUCAAUGGGUUUAUGCUGUUUUUUGGAGAAUCUUGCCUAGAAAUUACCCACCUCCCAAAUGGGAUGGUCAAGGAGCCUAUGACAGGUCAAGAGGAAACAGAAGAAAUUGGAUAUUGGUUUGGGAAGAUGGUUUCUGCAACUUCUCUGCAUCAGCAACUGAAAUAAAUUCCAAUGACUGUCCAAGUUCAUCUGUUUAUGGCAACUGUGAAUUUCAACCCUAUCAAGGCCUUCAACCAGAGCUUUUUUUCAAAAUGUCCCAUGAAAUUUACAAUUAUGGAGAAGGAUUGAUUGGUAAAGUAGCUGCUGAUCAUAGUCAUAAGUGGAUAUACAAAGAACCUAAUGAUCAAGAAAUCAACUUCUUGUCUUCAUGGCAUAACUCAGCUGACUCUCAUCCUAGGACAUGGGAAGCCCAGUUCCAGUCAGGUAUAAAGACAAUAGCUCUGAUUGCAGUUAGAGAAGGUGUUGUUCAACUAGGAGCAGUCCACAAGGUAAUUGAAGACCUGAGCUAUGUAGUUCUACUAAGAAAGAAAUUUAGCUACAUAGAAAGCAUACCAGGAGUGCUAUUGCCACAUCCAUCAUCAUCUGCAUUUCCUUUCAAUGGAUCAACACCAGAGACUUGGCACUAUCAAACUGCAACUAUUGGCGCUCCCACAGAAUUUUAUGACCAUUUCAAUAAUCAAUUCCCAUUCAAAAUAACUCCUUCUAUGAGCAGCCUUGAAGCCCUACUCUCUAAGCUGCCAUCAGUAGUGCCACCACCACAAGCACAAACCUACUGUACUGAGUCACAGUCACAGUAUCUGGCCGUACAAAGACCGGCUAUGGAGUUAAUGGGGAUGGAAAAGGUGGCGAAAGAAGAGCUUGAAGAAGAUUAUAGAGGUGAACAUGAAAUGGGUGAGAGUAGUUCUUCUAUUUCAGCUUAUCGUAGACAGCAAUUUCACCAUCACGAUUUGAAUGUUACUAGCAGCGGACCCAAUCAUGGGUUUAUUGAGUGAAAAGGUAUUAUUAUUAUUAUUAUUAUUAUUAAUUGGUAGCUAUAUAUUAGGCUUAUUAAUGAGUAUUAUAUAUAUAAAUAUGUACGUAGGGUUAUCAGGAUUGAUUUUUCAUUAAGGUCUAACGUUGUAAGCUGCUUUUUUUUUUUUUUCUCAGUUUCAGUGUCAUUUUAUCAA
Messenger RNA from Jatropha curcas, 1446 nucleotides. Its product is annotated as Serine/threonine-protein kinase WNK (With No Lysine)-like protein. NCBI's taxonomy places the organism in Eukaryota, Viridiplantae, Streptophyta, Magnoliopsida, Malpighiales, Euphorbiaceae. The record is from RefSeq and is a predicted model, not a curated record.